Molecule: messenger RNA, 2716 nt
Organism: Durusdinium trenchii
Lineage: Eukaryota; Dinophyceae; Suessiales; Symbiodiniaceae
Source: the annotation of a GenBank genome assembly
CAGUAGACUCAUUGGCCUUUACUUUGGCGUAUACUCAACGCAGCACAUGGCCGUGCCUCAGCGCCAUGUGAGUCUCCAGCAAUGCUUGGUUGGACAAGCGCUGAUGUGCCUGUUGGAGGCACUGGCAGAGACCGCUUCCGAGACGGCCGUCUUUGGGCUCCUCUGUCGUGAGGUCUCCCGGAGGCUUUGGGUGGAGGACUCGGAGAAUCCAGGGACCCGGAGGCUCUUGGUGUCUGGCUGCAGCUUGUGGCCUCAUAGCCGUCCUCAGUGCCUCACCAAGAUCAGUCCCAAUGCCCUGCGCCAGCUCUCCUUGACGGAGGCGCCUGCACUCUUCUUGCCAGGUGGACUGUGGAUGCCCCUCAUCUCCGCAUCCUUGCGCUACCUCUCGCUCUCGUUGGAACGCCCGGAGCUGCAGGAUUGCUGGAACGAGAUCGUGGAGGGCUUGGCAAACACUCCGACCGCAAGGCUCCAGCGCCUGAUGCUCUUGGGACACACCUUCCCGGCGGGUGGCCUGCGCCCUUUGAGCCGUGUGUGCGGCGCAUGUGUGAGGAGCUUGGAGGCCUUGGCGAUCGACUUCCGCACGAGCGCGGGCGAUCUGGGAGAGGAGGAGCAGCUGGAGCUUUGGACGAGUCUCGAAGAGGCACAGCACCUGCGCCGAUUGCAGCUGAGUGGCCUGAGGUUUUCUCCACAGUUGCUGUGUCAAGGCUUGCGGAGGCUCAAGUGCCUUGGGCAGCUGAGGCACUUGGGCUUGGGGCACUGCAGUGCGGACGCUCUCGUGUCUGAGGCGGGUGAUGAGAUGCUCGAAUUGCUGGCAGUAGGACAGCAGAUGGUUCUGAAGCUGGAGAGUUUGGCAAUCUUUGGAUUGAGCGACGUGGGGCAGCUGCAGCUGAUCCUGGAGACGCUCAGCGCCCCGCAGCUCCUGCAGCUGGAUCUGUCGUUCAACGCACAGGCGCAGGAGGCCUUGCUGCGGCCGCUGAAUGCGAUCUUGGAAAGUCGCCCCCUCACAAAGCUCAACUUGACAGGCAGCGCCUUCUGCCUCUCGUCCCUCACGGCACUGCCGAGCAGCCUGGAAGAGUUGCGGAUUGCUGGGUGCCAUGUGCCACUGGGGCCUGAAGGUGGUGAGCUGCUUCAGCGCUUUCUGCAGAACUGCGAAAAUCUGCAGGUGUUGGAGCUGGGCAGCAUUGGCCAGGUGCAACCCUGGCUGCGACGGUCACUGCUGGCGCUGCUGCGGAGCUGUGCCCCGCUGCUGCGGCGCUUGCAGGCCAAGCUACCUGGAAACCUCCUGCAGGCCGGGCUGGGGGGGCCCUUCGAAACCGGCACCUUCCUUUGCUCACUGCCGCUCUUGGAGUGGUUGGACCUGGAGCCAGGUGGACCGCUCCCCUCCAGCUUCCCCGCGCUCCUCGCCGCGCCGCGCGCCUCGCUGCGCGUGCUGCGCGUGGCGCAUGCGCUGCUGUCGGACGGUCUCGGAAGCGAACUGGUGAAGCGAUUACGAGGUGCCGGUGCUUUGCAGCAACUGUCUCUUGUGGACUGCGGGCUGGGUGCCAACACUGUAGGUUCCUUCCUCGUGUCUCUUCCAUCUUGGCCUCAGCUCACGCACCUGAAUCUGAGCCACAACGGCUUCGCAGGCGCGCAGGCGACAACGCCACUGCUGAAGACGCUGAGCGUCUCCCGACGCCUUCGACAGCUCAGGCUUUGCGCAUGCGAGCUGGACAUGGAUUCCGCGCUGGUCGCGUGCGCGCCUCUGGUGGUGGGCCUUCCCGGCUUGGAUCUUCUCGACCUGCGUGGGAAUGCCAGGCCUUCCGAGGAUGCCUGCCUCAGCUUCAUAGCGACCGCCAGGCAGGAGUUCGCCCGAGGCACCUUCUCGCCGUGGCCCUCGGGAGCACCGCCCGCGAGCCUGGAGCUGGAGUGCGAGGUGGGACAGCUACCGGAGAAGCUGGGGCGUUUCCAGCUCCGGUGCCCGGAGCUGAAGGAGUUUGGAUGGAAUGUGCCAUGGGGACAAUGGUGUUGGAUGAAAAAGCGGCGAAAGAAGGUGUUGUCGGCCAUGAGUGAAUGGGAAUGGACAGGAGACGCCGACGCCUUCUCGGAUGGACGAGAGGGAGGAGCUGAGGAGGCGGGGCAGCUGGAGACGCUCAAGGUCGAACAUGCAGAAGUGUUGAAGACCUUAAGGCUCCAGCGAAACAGGAACGUGGAGCUCACCACGUGCUGCGCGCGUCUCCGGGGUGAGUUGGUGGGCCUAGAGGCGCAAGGGCGAGAAGCAGUGGCAGAAGCGCAGCAAAGGACGGCGGAGCUGGAAACCCGCUGCGGGCGGGUUCACGAGGAUCUCCAAGAGUCGCAGAGGCAACUUCGUGACUCGAGGUGCAGCGCAGAACACCUGGCAGAGGACUUGGUGGAUGCGCAGAGGCAUCGGGUGAGGCGCCUCAGCGCGGCGCAUGCCACGGUGGACGAGCUGCGCGGAGAGCUGCGGGACGCGGUGCUUCGAUCGGAGAACACGGAGCUCCUUUUGUCGAUCCAGCAGGCAGAGGCUCGGAUCAUCGAGGUGACCAGGAAUGAAUUGCUCACUCAGACCCAAUGCUGCGUUUGCAUGGAAGCCCCACGAUCCGUUGUCCUUGAGCCAUGCAUGCAUUAUGCGCUCUGCUUGAGCUGUGCCCAACAAAUGAGAUCUUGCCCCGUGUGUAGAAGAGGCAUACGAUCUGUCUUAUGUACUUUGUCUGUUUGA